CGUGGCACAGCACAACACCACUCGGGUAGUUAUUCUAAGUGAUAAUGAAUACUAUUAAAGCCAUUAAAAAUGCAAUAGUCUGUCUCGUGUUGCUGCCCCGUUUUCUGAUGGCAGCAGUCAUGUUUUGGCUGCUUGACUUUUUAUGCAUAAGGAAAAGGGUUUUCUUCAGGAUGAAGGAGCAGGAGGGUGAUGCCAUCGAUCCUCCGCUCUGCAUAUCGGACUCCAACCGUCUCUUCAGUGUGGAGUCCCUCAAGGCAGUGUGGCACGGUCAUAAACUGGACUUCCUGAAGGCAGCGCAUCUCGGACACGGAGCGCCCAACACCGAAGUUGUUCAGCUGGAGGAUCAGCGGCGCAGCCGCAUCCUAGAUUACGCAAAAGACAAGAGACCGCUCAUCCUCAACUUUGGCAGCUGCACCUGACCACCGUUCAUGGCGCGUCUGAAGGCUUUCCAGGGAGUCGUGCAGCAGAACGCAGAUAUAGCAGACUCUGUGGUUGUCUACAUCGAGGAAGCGCACCCCUCCGACGGCUGGGUGAGCACUGACGCGCCCUAUCAGAUCCCCAAACACCGGUGUCUGGAGGACCGGCUGAACGCUGCGCAGCUGAUGCACCUGGAGGUGCCCGGCUGCCCGGUGGUGGUCGACAGCAUGGAAAACUCCUCCAACGCUGCCUACGGAGCUUAUUUCGACAGACUUUAUAUACUGCAGGAGGGAAAAAUAGUAUACCAGGGUGGCAGAGGACCCGAGGGGUAUCGGAUCACAGAGCUCAGAGACUGGCUGGAUCAAUACAGAAGAGAAACGCUGGACAAACCCAGUGAUCUAGUUAUUAAUGUGUAGAUUAUUUCUCAUCUUUGUAGAGCUGCUAUGACGAAAACAGAAAACAUGCUGCAGAUUUUUCAGUAUUAUAACUCCAACUAGAUAGAUUUUCUCCGUCAAUAAUGGUUUUAAGUGUAUUUAUUUUUGAUAUGGUUAGAUCAAAUGAAUUUAUUAAACAUUGUAGGCUGCACUACAGUAGGCUCCUUCAUGUCAUGUUGGACAUAGACAUCCUGUUAGGAUCCACCACAAACAGGUUAGUUUGUCUGAACCUUGUAUGUCUGUUUGUGAACAAAAGUAUUUUUUGUGUCAAAAGUUUUGUUUUGAUUUCUUCUCCUUGUGUAAAUGUGUCUUUAAUGAACCGGCCAGGACGCAGAGAUGUGCGCAUCACUGUGCUCGUCAGUACAUAGUGAAGUUCGGUUUUUAAACGGGCUGAAUCCAGAAAACCGACACUGAUGUUUUUCGUACUGGAGAUCACGGUGACUGUGCUGCUCUCUGCCCUGCAUGGCGCAACUGUUUUGUAAAUAUUGUUCCGUUUUAUGAAUAUAUUUUUCAUACAAUAAAAUGCUUUGAUCUACUCCUUUA
Epinephelus lanceolatus (giant grouper) is the source of this 1394-nucleotide messenger RNA. It is a transcript of the gene dio3a, whose product is annotated as iodothyronine deiodinase 3a. Gene Ontology annotation, molecular function: thyroxine 5'-deiodinase activity. Gene Ontology annotation, biological process: thyroid hormone metabolic process. NCBI's taxonomy places the organism in Eukaryota, Metazoa, Chordata, Actinopteri, Perciformes, Serranidae. The record is from RefSeq and is a predicted model, not a curated record.